Vanderwaltozyma polyspora DSM 70294 is the source of this 2190-nucleotide messenger RNA. It is a transcript of the gene RGD2, whose product is annotated as GTPase-activating protein RGD2. Lineage: Eukaryota; Fungi; Ascomycota; Saccharomycetes; Saccharomycetales; Saccharomycetaceae. Gene Ontology annotation, molecular function: GTPase activator activity. The coding region runs from base 1 to 2190 and encodes 729 amino acids. Gene Ontology annotation, cellular component: cytoplasm; cell division site; division septum. The transcript has a single exon. Gene Ontology annotation, biological process: cytoskeleton organization; small GTPase-mediated signal transduction. The record is from RefSeq and is a predicted model, not a curated record.
AUGCCUGGGUUUGUCGAUAAUUUUUGGUCAGAAGACCUUACUACAGGGUUAGAUGUAUUAUUUGAAAGACUAUAUCAUGGAUGCGAGCAAUGUAAUUCUUUUAUACAGUUAUUUGCUACUCGAAUGCAAUAUGAGGUUGCAUAUGGUCGUCAACUUUAUGGGGUAGGUGGUGAUAUUGAUAAUCUAGAUGUUACUGGGCGUGAUCCAAAUGUUAGUAUUGAACGUGCUCUACAAACAAUGGUUAAAUCGAUUUCAGAAGAAGGUGAGGCACACCUUACUAUAGCUUCCAAUAUCGAAUCUUUGAUUUUAAGGCCUUUUAGCAAAUGGAGUAAUGAUCAUAGAGAAAGAGUUAAAUAUUCUGAAAAAUUAUUGAAAAGUAAUGCUAGAAACUUUCAAAAAUCAAGAACUUAUGUGACAAAAUUAGAGAAAGACUAUUUUAACAAGUGUAGAAAAAUAGAAGAUUUCAAAAAUUCAAAAUUCAAUGAAGAUGAAUUGAAUAAAGCAAUGGAACUGUUAAAAUUACAGAAACGUUAUGAAGAUAAUUUGGCAAGAGAAAGAGAAUUUCAAAAAUUUGCAACUGUUGGGACAAUUGAUUUUGAUUAUAAAACAAUGAGAGAGACAUUGACACUUUUUCUAACGAAAUUACCAAAAUCUGACUACAAAUUACCUUUAAUAAAUUACAGUUUACAAAAUACAAAUAGCGGAAGUGAAAUUACAAAAUUUAUACUUCAAAAUAUGUCAUUAAAGGAUAUGGAUCAUGCUGAAUUAUUUGGUCAAGAUUUGUUGAAUUUGGGAUUUUUAAAAUAUUGUAACGGGGUAGGAAAUACAUUUGUUAAUUCAAAGAAGUUUCAGUAUCAGUGGAAAAAUUAUGCCUAUACUUUUGCAAAUUUGCCAUUACCUGGUGAAGAUGGCAGUAAUUCAGGUGCAGAAGACAAUGAAGAAUCACAAUACACCAAUAUUAAGGAAAUUAAUGAUAGUUCUACUGAGUCUGAAAACAAAUAUGAAGCUGUAACAGAAAUGCCAAAUAUUUCAACUGAUGAAAGUACUUUAUUCUCUUACAUGAAAGAUGUUGAAGUAUCUGAUAAAAAGUAUCGUAAGGAAAGUUUUAAAAUGGAUACUCUAAGAUGUUCUGUUGAAGAAUUGAUGAUUGAUCAUUUGUCAUUUAUGGAGAAAUGUGAGUUGGAUCGAAUCAAGGCAAUCAAGAAAGCUACUUUUGACUUUUGCUCUAUACUAGGUAACAAAAUCACUUCACUGAAAAUCUGUGUAGAUAAAAUGAUCAACAGCGAGGAUUCGAUUGAUCCUAUAGAAAGUUUAUUACAAUUAAUUUCUAGAUAUCAUACCGGUGUUUUUCAACCUAAGGUUAUUUCUUAUAAUAAUUACUAUAAUCCAGGAGCUUAUCAAAUAUUUGGUAUUGAUUUAGAGACUAGAGCGAGACUUGAUAAAAAAGUGGUACCACUUAUUGUCUCUGUUAUACUUUCUUACAUGGAUCAAAUUUAUCCUGACCUUGCCAAUGAUAAAGUGAGAACUUCUAUUUGGAUCGCUCCAGUAAAACUAAAAUUGACACAUGAAUUGAGAGCACUGUUAAAUACUCAAGUCUUUAAAGACGAUGCAGAUCUGCUAGAGAUAUUAAAGAAAGCAAAUUAUGACCCUAGUACAGUUUCAAGUGUUUUGAAGAUAUACCUAUUAGAGUUACCUCAGCCACUAAUUACAGAUGAAGUUUAUGAUAUACUUAAAGUUCUCUAUGAAAAAUACCCGCCUGAAAGAACAAAUUUUAGGAAGAUCCAAAUCGAUGAAAAAGACAGUGAUAAGAAGUCAGAAGAUGAGGGCAACCGCAAUGAUGAUGCCAAUACUUAUAAGAAUACAGAAAGUGAAAAUGAUACGAAUAGAAUCAGGGGAUUGUACACAACACUGUCGUCACUAUCGAAACCUCACAUUGCAACAUUGGAUGCCAUUAGUACGCAUUUUUACAGGCUGUGUAAGAUUUUAAGAAUGGGUGAGAAUGGUGAACAGAUGGCAUCUGAUUUUGCAUUAGCAAUAUCUCAAGAAUUUGCGAAUUGUAUUAUCCAUGUUAGGCUUUUGGACGGUAAUGACUUGGGAUGCAAAAUAUUUUAUGACCUAUUAACGCAUAAGAAGCAAAUAUUUAAGGUUUUAAAAGGUCAAGUCUCUAAGCAAAAGAGGGAUAAGGAUUGA